Molecule: messenger RNA, 1677 nt
Organism: Hansenula ciferrii
Lineage: Eukaryota; Fungi; Ascomycota; Saccharomycetes; Phaffomycetales; Wickerhamomycetaceae
Product: ABC1 kinase family protein
Exons: 1
Coding region: 1-1677 (558 amino acids)
Source: RefSeq, a predicted model, not a curated record
AUGUUCAGGUCCUUAGUCCAAAGACGGUUUGCCAGUAGUGCUACAUCUGCUGCUGUGAAAAGAGCUGGUGUUUCUGGUUCAAAUGGUUCAUCUGGGGGUUCCAGAUUCUUGAAGUUUACGGUAUACGGUACUGGGUUCCUAGGAGCUGGGUUUUUGAUUGAUAAAUACUAUUUCGAUUCAGCUUGGUCGAGAACUGCUAAAUCAUUCUAUGUUCUAGCUAGGAUCGGGUAUGAUUAUAAGUUCAAAUUCAAUGAACAACAUGAUAUUGCUGCUCUACAUGAGGAAAAUGCUGAUAGAUUUUUCAAUUUGUUAAAUGAAAACAAAGGUCUUUAUAUCAAGUUAGGUCAAAACAUUGCUAACCAAGCAUCUAUAUUACCACCUGCAUUCCAAAAGAAAUUCGCUAAGUUAUAUGACUCUGCUGCUGAAGAUCCUUGGGAGAAGGUUGAUAUGAUUUUACAACAAGAAUUGGGUACUAAUUAUAAUGAUUAUUUCAACUAUAUUGAGAAAAAACCAAUUGCAAGUGCUAGUAUAGCUCAAGUUCAUAAGGCAGAAUUGAAAACAGGUGAGCAAGUCGCAUUGAAAGUUCAACAUUACUAUAUUGCAAAGCAAAUUGAUGCUGAUUUAAUGACUUAUAGAGUAUUCACCAAGAUUUAUGAAUAUUUCUUCGAAAUACCAGUUAGUUUUACAUCUCAAUACAUUUGUGAUCAUCUAAAGGAAGAAGUUGAUUUCAGAAUUGAAUUACAAAAUGGUGAAAAGGUUAGAAAGUUCAUUGCUGAUGAUGGUUAUUUACAUAAUAAAGUUCAUGUUCCUAUAAAUUAUCAAGAUUUAUCAACAAAGAGAAUCUUAGCUUCUGAAUGGUGUGAUGGUCUCCCAUUAACUGAUUAUCAAGAGUUAAAAACACAAUAUAAUACAAAAAAAAUCAUGAAAUAUUACCUUGAAUUGUUUUCCAAAAUGAUUUUCCAAUGGGGGUUUGUUCAUUCAGAUCCACAUCCAGGUAAUUUACUUGUUAGAUAUAAUAAGAACACCAAAAUACAAGAAAUCGUACUAUUAGACCAUGGAUUAUACGUUGAAUUUCCAGAAUCAUUAAGGUAUGAAUAUUGUGCCCUUUGGAAAAGUUUGUUUGAACUUAAUGAUAAAGAAUUGAAAAAAAUUGCAAUAAAAUGGGGGAUUGGUUCAGAACAAUCAGAUAUGUUUGCAAGUUUUUCUUUAUUAAAACCAUAUCAUAAAAGUGGUGAAAACUUGGCAAAACUUUCAAAUUUUGAAAGACAAGAAUAUAUGAAAGAAAAUUUCAAGAAAUUUUUCCAAGAAACUGAGAAAUUCCCACUUGAGUUAAUCUUUUUAGGCAGAUCUAUGAGAAUGAUUCAAUUAUUAAAUCAAAAAUAUAGAGCACCUGUUAACCGUAUCAAUUUGUUUACAAGAGAAGCUGUUAAAGGUUAUUACUUAAAUGAGCCGGAUGUUAAACAUCCAGGAUUCUGGUAUAGAUUUGAACGUUCAAUAAGGUAUUCAAUCUUUGUUGUAAUACUGACAAUUUCAGAUAUAACUUUUUAUACAUCAAAAUUUAGUCAAUAUCUAUUCAACACCAAAAAUGUUGAGGAUUUAUUACAAGAUCAAAUGUUAAAACAAAUGAAAGAAUUUGGUAUUGAAAACCCUCAAGAUAUUGAUAUAUUUAGUGGUUGA